Molecule: messenger RNA, 775 nt
Organism: Drosophila kikkawai
Lineage: Eukaryota; Metazoa; Arthropoda; Insecta; Diptera; Drosophilidae
Product: RING finger protein nenya-like
Biological process (GO): reciprocal meiotic recombination; protein sumoylation; homologous chromosome pairing at meiosis
Cellular component (GO): synaptonemal complex
Molecular function (GO): SUMO transferase activity
Source: RefSeq, a predicted model, not a curated record
ACCCACAAACAGCUGUCGUCCGUAAUUACUGAAUUUGCGUCGCAAUAAACAAUAAUAAUUAUGUUUCGUCUGCAUUGUAACAAGUGUUACCAUCUUCGGUCCCAAGAGCCGACCUUGGCCCUCAACCUGACCCGAUGCCAUCACAUAAUUUGUGCCAACUGCCUGGAGCGGAGCUCCUUGGAGGACCCGAAGAAGUGUCCGCUAUGCAGCCAGCCACUGCAGACGAUCCCCAUUGACCGGAACAUGCCCAGCGGCAUGGCCCAGUACUUUGAGGAUCCCACUAGAUUCCUGAAGCUGUACCAGAAGAUCAGCAAGUUCCAGGGCGAUCAACGGACAUCGGACAAUGUGGGAUUUUGGCAGCAGAUGGAGCGGCAGCGCGACUUGGAGCUGCAGUUGCAGGGCUACAACAAGAUCGAGAUGCAGUUGAAUCAGCAAAUCGAGCGGGAGAAGAAGCGCAUCGAGGAGAUGCGCAAGUACAUCGAGUACUAUGAGAAGGCGGCACCGAGUGGCAGCAGCAGCAGCCAUAGAGGACGCCGGGGAUCUAGGAGUAGCCAGGAACGUGGUUCAAGACCACAUACACCUUCGGUCACCACAACGACAACGGACACCUCGAUGGAGAAGGAGAACAACUUUUUCAUGGACACCACGGCGGAUGAUUUUGGGCCAAAAAAACGCCGCAAUGACAAGAAUUUUCAUAUUUAAUAAGUAAACCAUUGAUUAAUUUGUUAGAUUUAAGCAUAAAAUAAGAAAAAUUAAGGAAAAAACGUGAUUAAAA